This is a messenger RNA of Drosophila subobscura, 1164 nucleotides long. RefSeq names its product protein HEXIM1 (gene Hexim). The record is from RefSeq and is a predicted model, not a curated record. The transcript is spliced from 3 exons. NCBI's taxonomy places the organism in Eukaryota, Metazoa, Arthropoda, Insecta, Diptera, Drosophilidae. Gene Ontology annotation, molecular function: cyclin-dependent protein serine/threonine kinase inhibitor activity; 7SK snRNA binding. Gene Ontology annotation, biological process: negative regulation of transcription by RNA polymerase II; negative regulation of cyclin-dependent protein serine/threonine kinase activity. Gene Ontology annotation, cellular component: nucleus; nucleoplasm; cytoplasm. Bases 134 to 1156 code for a protein of 340 amino acids.
UCAGUUCGAUAAAUCCGCGGUCACACUGCAACGAACUACACAAAUUCGCGACAAAUUGCAAUUAAAAGAAAAACAAUAAAAACAAACUUUAGCCCAAAAAAAGUGUCUAGAGUCUCAGUGCAUCCAAUUUAUAAUGGCAGAAGCUGCAAAAAAAGAGAGCGCGUCGCAGAGGCCUCUGGAUGGAGGAGGUGGCGGUGGUGGAGGAAGUGGUAGCGGUGGUCCUCCCAUGGCCAAUCACAAUUCCAUGCCCAAGCGAAAGCAUCGCCGUGGGAAAAAGUCGAAAAUGGUGCCAAAAAAGACCAAGAACCAAUGUCCGCAGUGGAAGCUGGACAUGGCAUCGAUCCAUCACGGAGCAACGACAGCCACCACACGCACCAAGCUGCUCCGUUCACGUUCGUUGCUCGUGCCCUACAACACGAAUCGUUUCCUGAUGGAGGAGCACAUGUCCGAGGUGCCCAAAGAUGACUCCGAUGACAAUUGCUUUGGCUCCCAGACAGAGGUUCUGUUCCUCUCCAAGGAGUUUUCCAAUGUGUACGAGCGAGCACGCAUUGAGCGACUGGAAACAAUGAACAAAGCGGACCUCAUUCAAGAGUGUCUGCAAAUCGAGGAUCGAUAUUCCAAGGCUCAGAACACCGCAAAGGAGUUUGGGGCCAAAAUUCGUUCGUUGGAUGAAAAAAUGCGUCAGCUAACGCGGGAGAAUCAAUUUUUGCGUUCUCACUUCCUUCGCUCGUGCUCCACAGCAGCGGGUCCAGUGGCGGCAGCAGCAGCAGCUGCGGCAUCACCACCAUCAGCGGUUGCACCCACUGCCAGUUCUGCCUGCGAGCUGCAGGCACGUCAACAGCCCCCGCAGCAGCCCACGCCCAUGGACUCUUCCAGCGAGGACAGCGAAAGUGAUAGCAGCAGCACAACCUCGAGCACCACGUCCAGCACAACCUCGAACAGUAGCGAUGCCCACGAGAUGGGUGUGGCAGGCCUAAACAUUGCCAACGGCCAUGCAGAGCGGAGCAACCAUGAGGGGCGUCACAGUCGGUCCAGGUCUCGUUCGCCCAUUCAUCUCAACGGACAUGCCAAUGAGGAGGAGCGUCUCGGUCUGCUCGAUCCCAAUCCCAUGGAUGAGGAUGGCCACUCCAGUGAUGAGCCAAAGAACGGCAAGUGAGCAACAAA